AUGGUCCUGCGAGUCAUUGACCUCCUGACCGUGACGGAGGCCCGGCACAUGGCGAGCGUCACCAACAAGAUUCGGACGGAGCUGCUGUCGGUCAACGACCUCUACCUGCUCUCCAGCUUCCGCCUGCCCCCUAAGCAAGGAGGGGUGUUGUUCGGGCUCUACUACAAAAAGGACAACAGCCGCUGGCUGGAGGUCUCGGUCGUCGGCAAGACCACCAAAGUCCUGCUCCGCUACCUCCGAACCGACGGGAAGGUCCAGUCCGUCAACCUGCAGAACGCCAAUCUGGCCGACGGCCGCAGCCACACCGUUCUCCUGCGGGUCAGCGGCCUGCAAGGGCGCAGCCUCUCCGUGGACCUCUAUGUGGACUGCAAGCAAGUGGACUCGAACUCAGGGCUCCCCGAGAUGCUGCCUGUCCAGAGGGACCAGGCCGAGGCAGUGGAAGUCCGGACGGGACAGAAGUCUUACCUGCGUAUGCAGGGCUUUGUUGAGUCGCUGAAGCUGAUCCUCGGAGGCUCAAUGAGUCGUGUGGGGGCCUUGAGCGAAUGUCCUUUCCAGGGGGACGAAUCCAUGCAAAACACAGUAUCCAACGUAAUCAAUUCCCUCUUUGGGGAGCAAACGAAGGCCCUGGUGAAACAACUCACGCUCUUCAACCAGCUCUUGAUGGAACUCCAGGAAGACAUGAGAGAUCAGGUGAAGGAAAUGUCCUUGAUACGCAACACCAUCAUGGAGUGUCAAGUGUGCGGGUUCCACGAACAUCGCUCCCGCUGCAACCCGAAUCCGUGCUUUCUCGGCGUCGACUGCAUGGAGACGUACGAGUACCCGGGCUACCGUUGCGGGCCUUGCCCGCCGGGUUUCGAAGGCAACGGCACUCACUGUGCCGACAUCAACGAAUGCGCCUACACCGACCCCUGUUUCCCAGGAUCCAAAUGUCUCAACACGGCGCCCGGGUUUCGGUGCGAACCAUGCCCUGCGGGUUACAAGGGGAACAUUGUCUCUGGAGUCGGAGCCGACUAUGCCAAGGCGAGCAAGCAGGUUUGCACGGAUAUCGAUGAAUGCAACGACGGCAACAAUGGAGGAUGCGAUCCCAACGCCAUCUGCACGAACACUGUGGGAUCCUAUAAAUGUGGGCCGUGUAAGUCGGGAUUUGUGGGGAACCAGACGGGAAGUUGCGCUCCAGAGAAGACCUGUCAGAGCCCGACCCAUAACCCGUGUGAUAUCAAUGGGUACUGCCUGUUUGAACGCAACGGGGACGUUUCCUGUGCGUGCAACGUGGGAUGGGCUGGCAAUGGGAACGUGUGUGGCCGAGACACGGAUAUCGAUGGCUACCCUGACGAGCCGCUGCCUUGCAUCGAUAAUCAUAAGCAUUGUGCGCAGGACAACUGCCGGUUGACUCCAAACUCGGGUCAGGAAGAUGCCGACAACGAUGGCAUCGGGGACCAAUGCGAUGAUGACGCGGACGGCGACGGGAUCAAGAACGUGGAGGACAACUGCCGCUUGUUUCCCAACAAAGACCAGCAGAACUCGGACACCGAUUCUUUCGGGGACGCCUGCGACAACUGCCCCAACGUCCCGAACAAUGAUCAGAAGGACACUGACGCCAACGGAGAAGGAGACGCCUGUGACAACGACAUUGAUGGGGAUGGCAUACCCAACGGGCUUGACAACUGCCCCAAGGUGCCCAACCCGCUGCAGACGGAUCGUGACGAAGACGGGGUGGGUGACGCCUGCGACAGUUGUCCCGAAAUGAGCAAUCCGACUCAGACAGAUGCGGACAGUGACCUGGUGGGUGACGUUUGUGACACCAAUGAGGACAGUGACGGCGAUGGCCACCAGGACAGUAAAGACAACUGCGCGGAGGUCCCCAACAGUUCUCAGCUGGAUUCGGACAAUGACGGGCUGGGAGACGAAUGUGACAAUGAUGAUGACAAUGAUGGGAUACCCGAUUACGUGCCGCCUGGCCCGGACAACUGCCGCCUGGUUGCCAAUCCCAACCAGAAGGACUCAGACGGCAACGGCGUGGGGGACGCGUGCGAGGAAGAUUUCGACAACGACACAGUGGCCGAUCAGCUAGACGUGUGUCCGGAAAGCUCCGAGGUGACGUUGACCGACUUCCGGGCAUACCAGACGGUCAUCUUGGACCCAGAAGGCGACGCCCAGAUUGAUCCCAACUGGGUGGUCCUGAAUCAGGGCAUGGAAAUUGUCCAGACGAUGAACAGCGACCCCGGCUUGGCCGUAGGAUACACAGCCUUCAACGGGGUGGACUUCGAGGGCACUUUCCACGUCAACACCGUCACCGACGACGACUACGCCGGGUUCAUCUUCGCCUACCAGGACAGCGCCAGCUUCUACGUGGUCAUGUGGAAACAGACGGAGCAGGUCUACUGGCAGGCCACCCCGUUCCGCGCCGUGGCCGAACCCGGCUUGCAGCUCAAGGCGGUGAAAUCCAAGACGGGGCCAGGGGAAUACCUCCGCAACGCUCUGUGGCACACCGGCCACACUUCCGGCCACGUGCGGCUUCUGUGGAAAGAUCCACGCAACGUGGGGUGGAAGGACAAGACCUCGUACCGCUGGCGCCUCAUCCACCGACCCCAGGUGGGCUACAUCCGGGUGCUGCUCUAUGAAGGACCUCAGCUGGUGGCUGAUUCGGGCGUCAUCCUAGACACCACGAUGCGAGGAGGGCGUCUGGGCGUGUUCUGCUUCUCCCAGGAGAACAUCAUCUGGUCCAACCUGCAGUAUCGUUGCAAUGAUACCAUCCCAGCGGACUUUGAACCAUACCGCAGGAUUUUAUUAGAAGGGCUUUGAAGGGUGUGUGUGUGUGUGUGGUUGCAGGCUUCACACAACCGUCCUAAGCGGAGGCCAAACUCUGGAAAGCCAUCUGAUGGCCGGUCCCAAGUCACCGGACCUCAUUUUUUGCCCCAUCAACCCACGCCCGCCUGCGCACGCUCCCGUUUCCGGACACACAACCGAGACGCUGACUUAGACCGAAGAGUCUUCGGCCACGGGAAUUUGCAAAGGAUGACGGGGCCGCGAGGGCUCCUGCCCAUCGAAGGGGGUUGUGACGGCGAUUGUCCCACGUCGUGCGGAUGCGAAUA
Molecule: messenger RNA, 3092 nt
Organism: Pogona vitticeps (central bearded dragon)
Lineage: Eukaryota; Metazoa; Chordata; Lepidosauria; Squamata; Agamidae
Source: RefSeq, a predicted model, not a curated record